Artibeus jamaicensis (Jamaican fruit-eating bat) is the source of this 1790-nucleotide messenger RNA. It is a transcript of the gene STK32B, whose product is annotated as serine/threonine kinase 32B. NCBI's taxonomy places the organism in Eukaryota, Metazoa, Chordata, Mammalia, Chiroptera, Phyllostomidae. The record is from RefSeq and is a predicted model, not a curated record. The transcript has 12 exons. Bases 496 to 1692 code for a protein of 398 amino acids. Gene Ontology annotation, molecular function: G protein-coupled receptor binding; G protein-coupled receptor kinase activity; ATP binding. Gene Ontology annotation, biological process: protein phosphorylation; G protein-coupled receptor signaling pathway; regulation of signal transduction.
UUGCCGCCUCCAUCCUCCCGCUCGCUGCAGCUGGUGAGAAGCUUGCUCCGUGGCCCCGGCACGGCACGGGAGGGAGCCCACAAGUUCCCGGGCGGGCGCGGUGGACCAGAGAGCGCAGCCCCAGGGCACCUGGGAGCACAGGGCGCGGUGGACUGGAGAGCGCAGCCCGGGGGGCGCCCCAGAGGAGGGGGACUCAGGAGAAGGGGGCGCAGCGACCACGAUCCCCGCCCUAGCGCGGCGCUCGGCCCCCUACGGCUCCGCGCACGGCUGCAGCCUGGGCUGGGCACUCGCCCCGCACCCCGAGUCCUGCAACCCUCACAGCGCACCCGGCACCCCUCACUCCGCACCGAGCACGGAGCACCCGCAUCCCCCGGCCGGGCAUGUAGCGGCGGCGGUCGCGGCGGCGGAAUAUGGGCGGGAACCACUCCCACAAGCCCGCCGCCUUUGACGAGAACGAGGAAGGUAUGCAUCGUGCAGAAGCGAGACACGAAGAAGAUGUACGCGAUGAAGUACAUGAACAAGCAGAAAUGCAUCGAGAGGGAUGAGGUGCGCAACGUGUUCCGGGAACUGCAGAUCAUGCAGGGGCUGGAGCACCCCUUCCUGGUCAACCUGUGGUACUCCUUCCAGGACGAGGAGGACAUGUUCAUGGUGGCGGACCUGCUGCUGGGCGGGGACCUGCGCUACCACCUGCAGCGGAAUGCGCGCUUCACGGAGGGCGCGGUGCAGCUGUACGUCUGCGAGCUGGCCCUGGCGCUGGACUACCUGCAGAGGCGCCACAUCAUCCACAGAGACAUCAAGCCAGACAACAUCCUCCUGGACGAGCACGGACAUGUCCACAUCACGGACUUCAACAUCGCCACAGUUGUGAACGGGGCGGAAAAGGCUUCUUCCAUGGCUGGGACCAAGCCCUACAUGGCCCCAGAGGUGUUCCAGGUGUGUGUGGACGGAGGCCCCGGGUACUCGUACCCCGUGGACUGGUGGUCCCUGGGCGUCACGGCCUACGAGCUACUUCGAGGCUGGAGGCCGUACGAGAUCCACUCGGCCACGCCCGUCGACGAGGUCCUGCACAUGUUCAAGGUGGAGCGCGUGCACUACUCCUCCACGUGGGGCCAGGGCAUGGUCGCCCUGCUGAAGAAGCUCCUGACCAAGGACCCCGAGAGCCGCCUAUCCAGCCUCGGCGACGUCCAGAGUGCACCCUACCUGGCCGACGUGAACUGGGACGCGGUGUUCGAGAAGGCGCUGACGCCCAGCUUCGUGCCCCACAAAGGGCGAUUGAACUGCGACCCCACAUUCGAACUGGAGGAAAUGAUUCUCGAGUCCAAGCCACUGCACAAGAAGAAGAAGAGACUGGCAAAGAGCAGGUCCAAAGACGGCGCGCAGGGCAGCUGUCCUCUGAACGGACACCUGCAGCAGGGCCUGGAGACCGUGCGCAAGGAGUUCAUCGUGUUCAACCGAGAGAAAAGCCCUGGAGAACUGUCCCCCAGGACAGUGGUGAGCGCUCCCCAGCGCCAUCUUGCUUCGGAAGUAAAUGGAUUCCACUCUCAUUCUCCCAGGCUGAGGAGGCAGCAGGGGCAGGGCGGCCCGCACCCGGACAACGAGGGCCGCACGGGGAGCCAGGCCCCGGGCGGGCUCCGGGACGGCUGCAACAACACCAUCAUGGGCCCCACCUGCUCCCGGGGCUGCAGCAGCUAAGCCACCACCCGGGGCCGCCCAGGGGGUCUGCACCCAUCUGUGCCAGGACAGUCCCUGCCUCACUCUGGCCACAUCAGAUGCAGACGGAGCCUGGGGCU